Messenger RNA from Drepanopeziza brunnea f. sp. 'multigermtubi' MB_m1, 852 nucleotides. RefSeq lists its product as uncharacterized. The record is from RefSeq and is a predicted model, not a curated record. Gene Ontology annotation, molecular function: phosphatase activity. Gene Ontology annotation, cellular component: cytoplasm. Lineage: Eukaryota; Fungi; Ascomycota; Leotiomycetes; Helotiales; Drepanopezizaceae.
AUGGCCCCUCGUCCCAAGAUCUUCCUGAUGCGACACGCAGAGGCCAAGUCCAAAGUUUGGGACUACAAACUGCACGAAUGCAUCAAGCGCGAAAAACUGAUCGACCCGAAGCUCACGAAGCGGGGACGGAAGCAGUGCAGACACCUCGCUAGGCACUCCAGACGCGGAUACUGCGACGCCGUGACGCACAUAUUCUCGUCACCGCUGUCUCGCGCGCUCACCACGGCCUGCUUGACGUUCACGAACGCGACGGCGAGGGGGGUGCGCAUCGUUGCGCUUCCGGAGUUGCAGACGAUGGGCACGAAGCCCAAUGGGAUGGGCCUCUGCUUGCGGGAGCUGGAGGCGAAAUACGGCGAUGGUGGUCACGAUGAUAAUGGUGAUAAUUGUGGUGAUGAUGGUGGUGAUGGUGGUGAUGGUGGUGAAUGUGGUGAUGUGCCGGCGGAGGGGGCGGACAUGUUGUCGACGUCAGCCACGCAUAGGUUCCGGGGCCGAGUCGACUUCGCGUCCGUGCCGACGGACUGGAAUGAUGCCGCGCAAAAGACUCCGCUUUCGGGAGGCCGCUACGCGUCGGUGGAGGAGAAUAUUCGCGUCGUGAAGGAGAGGUUGGCGAGCCUGCGUGCUGGAUCCGGCGAUGGCGACGGCGACGGCGAUGGCGAUGGCGAUGGGGAUGCCAUCGUGGUUGCGGUGGUUGGGCAUUCGAGCUUUCUGAAGCAUUGGGAGGCGGAUGUGGGAUGGGAUACCUUUUAUAUCAGGCCGUGGUUCGCGGCAGCUGAAGAGGAAAAGCCGGCGAGGGCGAUAGAUACCAAGGAGGUCGUGAAGGAAAUUCCUGAGGGCUCGAGGUUGUUCCUCUGA